This is a messenger RNA of Anoplopoma fimbria (sablefish), 6286 nucleotides long. RefSeq names its product glutamyl-prolyl-tRNA synthetase 1 (gene eprs1). Bases 138 to 5444 code for a protein of 1768 amino acids. Lineage: Eukaryota; Metazoa; Chordata; Actinopteri; Perciformes; Anoplopomatidae. The transcript is spliced from 36 exons. Gene Ontology annotation, molecular function: proline-tRNA ligase activity; ATP binding; glutamate-tRNA ligase activity. Gene Ontology annotation, biological process: prolyl-tRNA aminoacylation; glutamyl-tRNA aminoacylation; translation. The record is from RefSeq and is a predicted model, not a curated record. Gene Ontology annotation, cellular component: cytoplasm; aminoacyl-tRNA synthetase multienzyme complex.
GAGGAGGAGGAGGAGGAGGAGCCUCUUUCUCCUGCCACUGGGUGCUCGGUGUGUAGUGUGGUCUUGGGUGUCUACCGGAUUGCCGUGCAUCUUCUUAAACAGUGCAGCCCCUUGUGUUUGAAGAAGGAUUUCACAGUAUGGCGUUGAACCUCACCAUCAACACGAGCAAUCCGCCUCUAGGAGCCCUUCUGACAGCAGAGCAUGUGAAGGGCAGUGUGCAGGUUUCAGUGGAGGAAGGCAAAGACACCCAGCUUCACGUCUCAGAUGCGAUCCAGUUCAAUGAUACCAACUCUAUCAGUCGGUACUUGGCCCGAGUGGCUCCCGCUCUUGGCCUCUACGGAGCCAACAUGAUGGAGCAGACUGAGGUCGACCACUGGUUGGAGUUCAGUGCUCGGAGUCUGUGUGGUCAGCCUGCUCUGAGCAAAGCACUGGGUGAAUUGGAUAAAGCCCUUUCCCUGCGGACCUUCCUGGUUGGACACACCAUCACCCUGGCUGACCUUUCAGUCUGGGCUGCACUCAAAGGUCAUGGGGAAUGGCCGAGCCAGGGCAAGUCCUUCUCCCACGUCAAUCGCUGGUUCUCUUUCCUGAGCUCGCAGGUUCCCUUCACUGCUGUGGGAAACAAGUAUGCCGGGAAGAAAGCUCCAUUGAACAAAGCCAACUCCGAUGAUAAGAAGCAAGAUGUUGGCAAGUUUGCGGAUUUGCCAGGAGCCGAGAUGGGCAAGGUGGUGGUUCGAUUCCCUCCUGAGGCCAGCGGAUACCUGCACAUCGGCCAUGCCAAGGCUGCGCUGCUCAACCAGCACUACCAGGUCACAUUCAAAGGCAAGCUCAUCAUGCGCUUCGACGACACCAACCCUGAGAAGGAAAAGGAGGACUUUGAGAAGGUGAUCCUGGAAGAUGUCGCCAUGCUCCAGAUCAGUCCAGACCAGUUCACCUACACCAGCGACCAUUUCGUCACCAUAAUGGGAUAUGCGGAACAGCUGCUCGCUGAGGGCAAAGCCUACGUCGACAACACGCCUCCUGAGCAGAUGAAGCUGGAGAGGGAGCAGCGCACCGAGUCCAAAUGCAGAAAUAACACCGUGGAGCAGAACAUGAAGAUGUGGUCGGAGAUGAAAGCUGGGACAGAGAGCGGUCAGACCUGCUGCAUGAGGGCCAAGAUCGACAUGAACUCCAACAACGGCUGCCUGAGAGACCCCACCCUCUACCGCUGCAAGAACACGCCCCACCCUCGCACUGGAAGCACCUACAAAGUCUACCCAACAUACGACUUUGCCUGUCCCAUCGUGGACAGUUUGGAGGGUGUGACCCAUGCCCUUAGGACCACUGAGUAUCACGAUCGCGAUGAUCAGUUCUACUGGAUAAUCGAAGCUCUGCGCCUCAGGAAGCCCUACAUCUGGGAGUACGCUCGACUCAACCUCAACAACACAGUGCUGUCCAAGAGGAAGCUCACCUGGUUUGUCGACCAGGGAUACGUCGACGGAUGGGAUGACCCUCGCUUCCCCACUGUCAGAGGAGUCCUGAGGAGAGGAAUGACCGUAGACGGUCUGAAGCAGUUCAUAGCAGCUCAGGGUGGAUCACGGUCAGUGGUGAACAUGGAGUGGGACAAGAUCUGGGCCUUUAAUAAGAAGGUUAUUGACCCGGUAGCUCCCAGGUUCACAGCUCUGUCCAGCUCUUACGUGGUUCCUGUCACCGUCUCCGAGGCUACAGAGGAGAUGAAGGAGGUGGCCAAACACCCUAAGAACGCAGAGGUGGGCAUGAAGAAGGUUUGGUACGGACCUCGAGUUCUGGUUGAAGGAGCCGAUGCUGAGACCUUCUCAGAGGGAGAGAUGGUCACCUUCAUCAACUGGGGCAACCUCAUCAUCACCAAGAUCAACAAAGGGGCCGAUGCUAAGGUCGUGUCCAUGGAGGCUCGUCUGAACCUGGAGAACAAAGACUUCAAGAAGACGACAAAGAUCACGUGGCUGGCCGACACAGACAGUGCCCCCCUGCUACCCACCAUCUGCAUAAACUACCAGCCUCUCAUCUCCAAGGCCGUCAUCACCAAAGAAGACGACUUCAAGGAGUACAUCAAUAAAAACAGCAAGCUGGAGGAGAAGAUGCUCGGCGAUCCUUGUCUGCAGAGCCUGAAGAAAGGUGACAUCAUCCAGCUCCAGAGACGGGGCUUCUACAUCUGUGACCAGCCUUAUGAGCCCAUCAGUCCUAACAGCUGUAAGGAGAGUCCCUGUGUCCUGUUCUACAUUCCUGAUGGACACGUAAAGGAGAUGCCGACUGCUGGAUCCAAGGACAAGGACAAGAGCAAGAGCCAGGCCUCCAACAAAACACCUGCCUCGACCCCGGCCAAAGCUGCCUCAACCUCUGCCCCCACGCCUGCCGCAACCUCAGCCAGUGACUUGUUCUCCAGCAUCUUAGCACAAGGUGAAGCUGUCCGUCAACUAAAGGUUGCCAAGGCUGCUAAAGAAGAGGUGGACAAGGCAGUUCAGCAGUUGCUUUCUCUAAAGGCACAGUUUAAGCAGCAGACAGGUGUGGACUACAAGCCAGGCAUGGCCCCUCCCACCUCAGCUCCAGCCCCGCCCGCCGCAUCAACAGACUCCGCCUCCUGUCCGUUCACCAGAGUUACCGAGCAGGGCGAGCUGGUCAGGAAACUGAAGACAGAGAAGGCACCUAAGGACCAGAUUGACGUUGCAGUGAAGCAGCUCCUCGCUCUCAAGGCGGAGUUUAAAAAGCUGACUGGUCAGGAUUACAAACCUGGGAUGGCCCCUUCCGCUCCUGCCUCUUCCUCUGCUCCGUCUCCUGCGAUCUCCUCUUCUGCUUCCUCCUCCUGCUCUUCUUCCGGCCUGUAUGAGCGCGUUUCCCAACAGGGGGAGAAUGUGAGGAAACUGAAGUCUGAAAAAGCCCCCAAGGACCAGGUUGACGCUGCAGUGAAGCAGCUGCUUGCCCUGAAGGCCGAAUACAAACAGGCUACAGGCCAGGAGUACAAGCCUGGAGCAGCCCCAGUCCAGAAAGCCCCCGCCCCAGUCCAGAAAGCCCCCGCCCCAGUCCAGAAAGCCCCCGUCCCAGUCCAGAACAGUCCUAGCUCUGCCCCUGCUGCCAACGGUCUGCAUGAGAAGGUCUCAGAGCAGGGAGAAGUGGUCAGGAAACUGAAGGGGGAAAAGGCCCCCAAGGAUCAGGUUGACGCUGCAGUGAAGCAGCUGCUUGCCCUGAAGGCCGAAUACAAACAGGCUACAGGCCAGGAGUACAAGCCUGGAGCAGCCCCGGUCCAGAAAGCCCAGGCCCCGGUCCAGAAAGCCCAGGCCCCGGUCCAGAAAGCCCAGGCCCCGGUCCAGAAAGCCCAGGCCCCGGUCCAGAACAGUCCUAGCUCUGCCCCUGCUGCCAACAGUCUGUAUGAGAAGGUCUCUGAGCAGGGAGAAGUGGUCAGGAAACUGAAGAUGGAAAAGGCCCCCAAGGAUCAGGUAGACGCUGCAGUGAAGCAGCUCUUGGCCCUAAAGGCAGAGUAUAAACAGCAGACCGGACAGGAUUACAAACCAGGAUUACAAGCCCCAGGAAGCCAGGCCCAGACCCAGACCAGCUCCUCCUCGACCAAGUCCAGCUCUCCACCGCAGGCCGAGGAACUCUUCUCCCAGGUGACCCAACAGGGAGAGCGAGUGAGGAAGUUGAAAUCCGAGAAGGCCCCCAAGGACCAGGUGGAUGAAGCCGUGAAGUCUCUCCUGGACCUAAAGAGCAGGUACAAGACGCUUACUGGACAGGACUACAAACCAGUGGCCGCUGCUGGAGCCACUGGAGGAGAGGACAAAAACCGCAAGGAGAGAGAGAACAAGUCUGAGAAACAGGGAGGAGGAGGACCAGGAGGAGGAAAGAAGGGUAAAGGAGACAAAGCCAGCCAAGGCAAGGAGGCGUCAGGAGGAGCAGGAGGCUCAGGAGAGGGUCAAGGACCUAAGAAACAAACACGGUUGGGCUUGGAGGCCAAGAAAGAGGAGAACCUUGCCGACUGGUACUCUCAGGUCAUCACGAAAGCGGAGCUGAUUGAGUACUAUGACGUCAGCGGAUGCUACGUGCUGCGGCCGUGGGCCUACUCCAUCUGGGAGGCCAUUCAAGAAUUCUUUAACAAGGAGAUAAGGAAGAUGGGCGUGGAGAACUGCUACUUCCCCAUGUUCGUCUCCCAGGCUGCCCUGGAGAAGGAAAAAAGCCACAUAGAAGAUUUUGCUCCAGAGGUUGCCUGGGUAACCCGGUCAGGAAAGACCGAGCUGGCUGAGCCCAUUGCUGUCAGACCCACCAGUGAGACAGCGAUGUACCCUGCCUACGCCAAAUGGGUCCAGUCCCACAGAGACCUGCCAAUCAAACUCAACCAGUGGUGUAACGUCGUGAGAUGGGAGUUCAAACACCCCCAGCCCUUCCUGAGGACGAGAGAGUUCCUGUGGCAGGAGGGACAUACGGCCUUUGCCACCAAAGAGGAGGCAGAAGAGGAGGUGCUUCAGAUCCUGGAUCUGUACGCCAGGGUGUACGAGGAGCUGAUGGCGAUCCCCGUGGUGAAGGGGAGGAAGACGGAGAAGGAGAAGUUUGCAGGAGGAGAUUACACCACCACUGUGGAAGCCUUCAUCUCUGCCAGCGGCCGAGCCAUUCAGGGUGCUACAUCUCACCAUCUCGGUCAGAACUUCGCCAAGAUGUUCGAGAUCAUGUUUGAAGAUCCAAAGAAGCCUGGUGAGAAACAGCUGGUUUUCCAGAACUCCUGGGGAAUCACAACCAGGACCAUCGGUGUCCUCACCAUGGUCCACGGAGACAACAUGGGACUCGUGCUGCCACCCAGGGUGGCCUGCCUGCAGGUUGUCAUCAUUGCAUGUGGGAUCACUGCCUCCCUGCCGGAGCAGGAGAAGGAGGCUCUGUUGACCCAGUGCUCUAAAUACCUGAACAGGCUGCUGGAUGCUGGCAUCAGGGUGAAGACUGACCUCCGAGAAAAUUACUCCCCAGGAUGGAAGUUCAACCACUGGGAACUCAAGGGAGUUCCUAUACGUCUGGAAGUUGGUCCUAAAGAUAUGCAGCAGCGUCAGUGCGUCGCAGUGAGGAGAGACUCGGGGGCAAAGGUGACAAUUCCUGAGGCUGAGGUCGAGAAGAGGAUGGUCGCCAUGUUGGAGGACAUCCAGACCAGCCUGUUCAACAAAGCUUCAAACGACUUGAAGAGAAAUAUGGUGCCUGCAGACACAAUGGAACAGUUCCAGAAAGAGUUGGACCAGGGCAAGAUGGUCCAGAUCCCGUUCUGUGGAGGAAUCGAGUGCGAAGAUUGGAUCAAGAAAACCACUGCCAAGGACCAGGACCUGGAGCCUGGAGCUCCUUCAAUGGGAGCCAAGAGCCUCUGCAUCCCCUUCUCACCCCUGAAGACCCUGCAGCCUGGUCAGAUGUGUAUCAGUGGCAAGGAGGCGGCCCAGUACUACACCCUGUUUGGACGCAGCUACUGAACACCUGUUCUGCUGGAGAACGAGGGUGAACAUCUUAGUCGAAAAAGGGCUUCCCUACCUUCUCCCAUCUGUUUCUUUUUGUCCGGUCUGUUGUGAGCAUAUAGGGUGAUAGGAGUAUGAGGUGACUGGACUGUGGUAUUAUAAUGGGAAGGUGUUUUGUUUGUUUUUUUAUAACAUAUGUUAACAUAGUUAUAAACGCAUCUGGAAGAAAAUGGAGGUGAGAGAAACUGUUUACUCUUUGAAUUCCGUUACGAGAGGAAAUGGUUGUGUGGCGCUGCUUCUCUCCCACAUGGCUCAUUGCUCUUUAAAGGUUAUACCAAACAAACACUAACUGUCCUGCAGAGGUUUGUAUUAGCAUUGGAAAUACCACCAGAAACCAAACAAUUAAGUCUUUCCUAUCCUUUCAGAAUUGAUAUUUUUUUAUAAGUUCCUACUCAAAACUGUCGGACAAAAAAUGUGGUUUGGUUUUUUUUUUGGUUUCUGAAAACAUUUACUGAUUCAGUAACACUGAAGGGGAAAUAAAUCCUGAGAACCAUACCAUCAAUUGCUGUCUGGGGAAAAGUACUUGUUGCCUGGCAACAGUCCUAAACUGUCUCAGGAACUACAAGCAGGUAUUCAGGCUUGUAGAUGUUGUAUUAUUCUCACAGCUUUAUCAUGCUUGCUCUCUCUGUUUGACUGGUUACAGUAUGUGGCUCAUAAUUCACAGAUUAAUGUAAAUUCCUCAGAUCCAUCGGAGCCAAAUGACAAAAUGCUGUAAGGAACUGAAUAUGGUUAAUAGUUAUUUAGUCACCUGUCAAAUGAACUCUACAACUUGUCCGUUAUAAAGUUAUUUCCAUGGCAAA